AUGGCUUCUCAAUCCGAACAGACUCAGCUCGAGAUGAGUGAGGGUGGCGUCAUAAUCUCUCAACAACCCGAUACAACUCCGCCCUCUAUCGCAGAAGCUGCAGCCGCUGUCGCAGACGAAGCAGUCGAGAAAGAGAGCAACAUCGAAGGCGCCACGCCAUCAGUGCCAAUGGAUGAAGCUGCCGUGCUGCAAGGAUUGACUGAAAAUGUAUUGGACCAAGAGGACUUGGAGAGAGAUAUCACCAACAAGGCGAACUUGGUCAUGAUUGAGCAGGAGGAUGAGCGUGACGAAAAGAGAAUAUCCAAGGUCAAUGGUAGUAUUGAGAAGCUUGAGAGCGAGAAGCGGAGGAAGAAACAGCGUCUACAAGCCAUGGCCAGCAACCCUCUGAUGCGCAAACGCUGUUCGGAGGAGAUCACCCAACUCGAUGCCGACAUUGCUGCCCUAAAGAAUGACAUCUCGGAUAUACGAAGUCGCAUUGCUGAGCGACAUCAGGUCGAUGGGGCAGAGAAUGGAGACGAUGCCGGGGGCAAUAAGCGUAUGGCGAACGAGAGUCAUCGGGACUUCCUCAUCCGUACCGGCAAGAUAACACCUUUCUCACUAAUUCCUGGCCGGGAUUCUGAGGCUGUCGAGAUGAACCUGACUUCUGUCUUGAUGGAUGCCGAGGAAGAGGCAGAAGAAAAGGAGGAUAUUCCCGAGCCAGAGCAUAGAUCCCAUCAAAAUCUACGCAUGCCUGGCUUUGCCGACGCUUCAGAUGUCCCUAUUGUACAGGAGGAAUUUGGCCUACGUCCUCGCAAGAAGGCAAGACUGAACAACGGAUCCACUUCUUCUAAGCCACGAGCUCGCAAGUCAACUCCAAUUGAGGAAGACGAUUUCACCCCCGACGUUUCUGGUGGCGAGGGCGACGAGUUUGAAGAAGAGGAAGAUACUGACGAUGUCAUGCACUCCCAAGGAUCAAAGAAGCGACGUGCUGGCAAGGGUAAAGCCGAGGAAAAGGUAGACCUUGGAGCCAUUGAUGACGGAAAUGAGCAGAUGUAUCAGGCCCGCUUGAACACAUGGGUUGAAAAGAGAAGCGCGGCUCGGCAUGGCACAUUACUCAGGAACGAAGCAACAGACGAAGAGCAGCUAGCUGAAAAUGGAGAUGAAGAGGAAUGGUUCAAGCCUUGUCCUGAUGCGCCCGAUCAUCAAUUCGACAACGGACUCAAGCUACCGGGCGAUAUAUACCCAGCUUUAUUCGACUACCAGAAGACAGGCGUUCAAUGGCUCGGUGAGCUCUACGCUCAACAGGUUGGUGGAAUUGUGGGUGACGAGAUGGGACUCGGCAAGACAAUCCAGAUCAUCUCCUUUCUCGCUGGCCUACACUACAGUAAGAAGCUUACAAGACCUAUUAUUGUUGUGGCUCCUGCAACGGUCCUGCGUCAAUGGGUGAACGAAUUCCAUCGAUGGUGGCCACCUCUCCGCGUGUCAAUCCUUCACAGCUCUGGCAGUGGCAUGUUGAACGUUGGUAGUGAGGGACGAAUGGAUGACUCGCAGGAGAUCUAUGGUCGUUCUAACGGGAAGUCGAAGUCCUCCAAGGCUGCUAAAAAGAUCGUGGAUCGAGUUGUCAAGCAUGGACAUGUUCUCGUUACUACGUAUGCUGGUCUUCAGACCUAUGCAGAUGUACUGAUUCCCGUUGAUUGGGACUACGCAGUGCUUGACGAGGGCCACAAGAUUCGCAACCCAAAUACAGCAAUCACCAUUUACUGCAAAGAGUUGCGCACACCAAACCGAGUGAUCCUUUCGGGUACACCAUUGCAAAACAACCUCGUUGAGCUUUGGUCGCUCUUUGACUUUGUGUUUCCUAUGCGAUUGGGCACUCUCGUCAACUUCCGGCAGGCGUUUGAGGUUCCUAUCAAGCUCGGUGGCUAUGCAAACGCUACCAACCUUCAAGUUUUGACGGCUACCAAAUGUGCGGAGACACUGAAGGCAGCAAUCAGUCCGUAUCUUCUCCAGAGACUCAAAGUUGACGUUGCUUCGGAUCUUCCCAAGAAGAGUGAGCAGGUUCUCUUCUGCAAGCUCACCAAACCCCAGCGAGAGGCGUACGAGAUGUUCUUGUCUUCUGAUGAGAUGACUUCGAUCAUGGACCGGACCCGCCAAUCUCUGUAUGGUAUCGACAUCUUGCGCAAGAUCUGCAAUCACCCAGAUCUCCUCGAUCCUCGAUUGAAGGGCAAGCCCGGCUACCGGUGGGGGAACCCAAACAAGUCUGGAAAGAUGCAGGUUGUGAAGGCUCUGCUGGAGAUGUGGAAAGGCUUCGGCCACAAGACACUCUUAUUCAGCCAGGGCGUACUGAUGUUGAACAUCAUCGAGGAAUUCGUCAAAGGACUCAACGGAUUCAAUUAUCUUCGAAUGGAUGGGAGUACCAGCAUCAAGGAGAGACAGACCUUAGUGGAUCGCUUCAAUAACGACCCUGAUCUUCAUGUAUUCUUGCUUACGACGAAAGUCGGUGGACUUGGUGUCAAUCUUACAGGUGCAAACCGUGUCAUCAUCUUCGACCCUGAUUGGAAUCCCUCAACAGAUGUUCAAGCACGAGAACGCGCCUGGCGCUUGGGUCAGAAGAAGGAAGUCACCAUCUACCGUCUGAUGACCGCAGGUACCAUUGAAGAGAAGAUUUAUCACCGACAGAUCUUCAAGCAGUUCUUGACCAACAAGAUCCUGAAGGAUCCUAAGCAACGCCAGACGUUCCAGAUGAAGGAUCUCUACGAUCUGUUCACUCUUGGCGGCACGGAUGAUGGUACAACCGAAACUGGAGAAAUGUUCAAGGGUACCGAAGUUCAGUUCAAUAAGACACCUGAGCCUGCUACAUUAGAAGACACUGUUGCGAUUAAAGCUGCUGCCGUUCGGAACGAAGGAGUGUCUCAGGGCAUCACCCAGCCUGAUAGUCCAGAUCAAGGAGACGUCAGCACAGAUGUUCGCAACCUCGCAGGUGUUGCCAGUCUCGAAGCAUUCCGUGGUGAUCCAGACCAGGAUAAACCACCGUCUGAGGAGGCCAGACUCAUGGAGGGUAUCUUCGCUCGCUCCGGUGUCCACAGCGCUUUGGAACACGACCAGAUCAUCAACGGCAAGAAGAAGAUCACGGGAGACCGCGGCAUGAUUGAGAGAGAAGCUAAGAAAGUCGCAGCUGAAGCCGCAGCAGCUCUCCGCAAAGCAGGUGAAGCAGCACAGAGCAUCACUCCUGGCACGGUCACUUGGACUGGGGAAUUUGGCUCAGCAGGAAGACCAGUCAACAUUCGACGAGGCGCUGGGACUAGCUCUGCUGGUAUCCUCUCUGGGCUUGCAAACCGGCAAGGCCUCUCGGUCCCUGGCAGCGCUAGUAGCUCGAGAUCCGCAACCCCCGGCUUGGCUGGCGAUAGACCUCGGGCUGGAAAGGAUUUCAUGAAGUUGAUUCGGGACUUUAUCAAGCGACAGGGUGGGUCGGUUCCCAGUCAAGCUCUGGUCAAUCACUUCAAUCGGAUGUGUACUACGGAACAGCAGACGGCUGAAUUCAAGCAUAUGCUGGGGGAGAUUGCGAGACUGGAGAAGGGUAGUAAUCUGAGGAUGAGAGGUAGAUGGGUUCUCAAGGAUGAAUUCAAGUAG
This is a messenger RNA of Drepanopeziza brunnea f. sp. 'multigermtubi' MB_m1, 3609 nucleotides long. RefSeq lists its product as uncharacterized. Gene Ontology annotation, cellular component: nucleus. The record is from RefSeq and is a predicted model, not a curated record. Gene Ontology annotation, biological process: transcription-coupled nucleotide-excision repair. NCBI's taxonomy places the organism in Eukaryota, Fungi, Ascomycota, Leotiomycetes, Helotiales, Drepanopezizaceae. Gene Ontology annotation, molecular function: ATP-dependent chromatin remodeler activity; ATP binding.